UCUCAUAGCCAUUUCUCUCGUACGCUUCCGGUCGCACGCCAACCCACGUCCGCGCGGCUCCCUCAUUGCCAAUGUCAUCCGCUCUUUUCCUAUCCGAUGGCGCACCUUUUUCAGCCUCUCGGUGGUUGUUGUAUCUCGGGGUUGCGAUGGGGGUGCUCUACGAGGCCAUCGAUGGAGAGCUCGCUGGAGACGGAAGCAGGGAGUGGUGAGUGGCAGGGUGAGGGCUGGGUCACGGUGGCCUGGAUAGGCGCUCCCAGCAUCGUGACGACUGCCAAGGGAGACGACAAUUGUAGAGGAUGACGAGUGGCAUCAUCCACACCAAGAAGCUACGUAUGAAGGGCAUUCUCUCGCGUAUACCACAUAGGCAGCGAAAACUAUUCAGGGUGGGGCAGCGCUUCCGCGCGUGGAUGGGCACGAACUGAGCUAUGACAGGUGUUGUUUCGAGCUUGGUGCGCGUGUCAGGUGCGUCGCGUGUGGGCGUGAGAGAUGACGAUGGGUGGAUUCAAGCCGCAUUUUCUGGUGUGCCUGAUGCCCUCGUCUAUCAAUUGAACUGACCUCUGACUCCUCCUUAUGGUGUGGUGGACGCAGCUCACAUACCAACUGUUGUGCAUGGAUCUCCUUCUUCUUAUAUACGUCCCUCACUCUCAUCCUCUGUUCCUCCAUCCGCCUUCCACCCGCUGCUGUCUCCGCCGAUGCGGUGCUAGCCGCCACCAUCGAGCCCUACCAGCAAAGGGAGUGGUGGCUUAUUCCACAGCACAUCUCCACGGGUGCAGCGGCAACCCCGAGAAGAGCUCAAGCCGCAACGCUGGUCCGCCGAGCUGGCGUCAUCAUCGAUGGUCGUUCGCUGACUAUCAAACAUGUGGUUGUUCAUCGAUCGCUCCUCUUGUUCAUCUUCCUGUUCUCCGUUUGUCAUCGUCAUCAAGAAAAUGCACUGCUCAGUUCAUCGUCAGGCUUGGUUCACUGUUCCAUCUGCUCGGUGGUUCCUCUCUGUCCUUCAGGAUUUGGUAUCAUCGAUUGAUAAUCGACUUUGGCUCGUUGUUUGAUGUGCUGAGCCUAUUGACUCUACGGUUUAGGAGCCAACCUUCAAUGGAAGGGGGCAAGAGUAGAAAUGGCGUCAAUCAUGGGAAGGGCAAGGGAGGUACUAUUAGCUUCCCGCGGAGGAGUUUGUGUGGUCGGCAACCAGUAGUUGAGUCGCCGUGCACCGGCGAGCAGCAGGGUGUCGACGGUAACACCAUCAUCAGUGAAAAUGGUGCAGCUUUUAUCAAUAUAAACAUGGCUAUGUUAGAAGAUGGUGCAUGAAAUGUUCAUGAUGCUCUCAGGUUAUUUGAAUUCAAACUUUUAUUAGUAGUUACACAAGCUGACACUUACAAUGGUGUUCAGCUCCUAUGAUGGAUACUUCUACUGCAGAACUUACGACCUCGAUGCUAGAAGAUUCUUAACCGUUAAUUUGAUUUUUAGAAUUUUACAUGUUGACCUUUCAGGAUUAUUUCAGUGCCUUCUAGAGAUUAAGUUCAUGUUUAAUCCAUAGAUGGUGCAAACCUUUGAGUUGCUAGAUUGGAUGUGUUGCUUGGUUUUGGUAUAUGAGAUCUCUUAUGCUGAAAUAAUGUGGUGCUUUGCUAACUAAUGGUGUUUUUUUGCAUUUGUUAGGAAAAAACUUUUGUUACAACCGUUGGUUUAUUUUUACUGGAGAUAAAAUGUAUGUGAACUCGUGAAAAUAAUCGCACAGGAGGUGUAUUUGUUGGAAAUAUGCC
This is a messenger RNA of Hordeum vulgare subsp. vulgare (domesticated barley), 1751 nucleotides long. RefSeq lists its product as uncharacterized. The coding region runs from base 571 to 1299 and encodes 242 amino acids. The transcript is spliced from 6 exons. The record is from RefSeq and is a predicted model, not a curated record. Lineage: Eukaryota; Viridiplantae; Streptophyta; Magnoliopsida; Poales; Poaceae.